AUGACUUCGCGGAAAGUCCGCCGGCAACGUAUGGAGAAUAUGGAGACCACGAGCAACGAGUCCGGGGGCGAGCAGGCCGUCCCCGACAGCACGGUGCCAAGGAAGUCCUGGUCCGAGCUCCGCGCUGUCGUCAGCGAUCUCAGGAGGAAAUUGUCCGGGGUGUCGGCUGGAUCCGUGCCGGGUUCCAUAACUUUUCGAUCACUUCCGGAUGGCCGAACUAGAAUCUAUUUCCUCAGCACGCCGAGUAACGGCUGGGAGACCACUCUUUUGUAUGUGGACAUCGCGCAUGCUGACCAUGCCAACAGUUAUCGGUUGCACUGGCAGCCUGUCAUAGAAGCGAAUUUCCAGAGUGUAUCCAGUGCAAAUAGACUAUCAAAGGAAGAACAAUUGUUGUGGGAAAGGAAAAGACUUGCUACGUGGGGUAUAACCAGUUAUGAGAUUCACCCAGAAAGUGGGAAAUUAGUUUUUCCAGCUGCUAGCAGUCUUUAUCAAUGUGUGGAUACUGGAUUUAUGCCUGGACCUCUCUUCCCAUCAGAAAUUAGGAUGUCAACGACCGGAGCAAAACUGUGUCCUCAGAUCUGUCCUUGGAACAACGCCCUGAUUGCGCACACAUGUUCGGGAGAUCUGUAUCUAUCUCACAGCAUCACAGGAUCUUCGGUUCGAUUAACUCAUGAGAAAGGAGGCAGAAGUCUUGUGGACGAUCCGCUUACAGCCGGCACUCCUUCCUAUGUCAUGCAGGAGGAAUUUACAAGGUAUAUUGGCUACUGGUGGCAGCCAAAGUCCAUGUUCGAUGGUAUCUAUAGAAUAGUAUAUGAAGAAGUGGAUGAGAGUGACGUCAAGAUAUAUUGCUUCCCUUCGUCGAAUUCUGAUGAGGUGGACGAAUUUAGAUUUCCUAGAGCCGGUAUGUCUAAUGCUCGAAGUAACUUGAAAAUGGUGCAAUUCCGCCUGACGGAAUCAUUGCAUAUUGUCGACAUCGAGAUACUAGAACUUCAAUAUCCCCUUCACAUCAUGUUUCCAUGGAUGGAGUAUAUGGUGAGAGUCGGCUGGACUCCGGACGCUCAAUACGUUUGGGUGCAGUUGUUGGAUAGAAAACAGCAGAAACUUGAGUUGGUUCUGCUGUCGAUAGAUAACUUCUGCGAGCCGACACCAAACACAUACAAUACAGAAAAUCACUUUACACCCACGUCGCCGAGCGUCCAAGUGAUAUAUUCCGAGCAGAGCUCAAUUUGGAUCAACGUGAACGACCUGUUAUACUUCUUAAAGUCCGAUGAUGCGAACGAAGUCAAAUUUAUCUGGGGGAGCGAAGAAUCCGAGUUUCGACAUUUGUAUCUUAUAACGUCCAGUAUAGCAGGCUUAAGUAACGGAGUGGAAGAGCCUUUGGAUAGAAUGGAUAGCAUAUUUCUUCGACCACGUAUCACUUCCAAAGUAGCCCUGACACAGGGUGAUUGGGAAGUGUUAGGGAAAAAAAUAUGGGUCGACGAGAUUAAUUCGAUCGUCUAUUUCUGCGCAUUACGAGAAGGGCCGUUGGAACAACACGUUUAUGCGGUUUCUCUGCGACGGCCGUUAGAAAUACGACUCCUAACGCGACCUGGCUACAGUUACAAUAAUAUAUAUUUUAACAAAGAGUGCACGAUGUUGGUCACUGUUUAUAGUUCCAUUAAAACGUUGCCUACUUGUCAAGUAUUCAAAAUAUCACAAACCGAUUGGACAGUGGAGAGCAUAUCGCUUACGCCUGUAGGUUAUCUCCUAGAACCAUCAGCGCCUGAAUCUGAGUUGUUUGCCCCGGAAAUUUUCACGCAUAAAAUCAAGUCAGGAGAUACGAUUUACUCAAUGAUAUUUAAACCUCAUAAUUUUCAAAGUGGAGUCAAAUAUCCUACAAUAUUGAAUGUCUACGGAGGACCCGAAGUACAACUUGUAUCAAAUACAUUUAAAGGUUUAAGACAUUUACGAAUGCAUAUGUUAGCUGCUCAAGGCUAUUGUGUAGUUUUAAUCGACUCUCGCGGAUCGCAGCAUAGAGGUUUAGUAUUCGAGAGUCAUUUACGACGUAGAAUGGGAACAGUGGAGCUGAGCGAUCAAGUCGAAGUGUUAAAAUGGCUAGCGGAGACCACCGGAUACAUAGAUCUAAACCGAGUGGCUCUUCACGGCUGGUCUUACGGCGGAUACUUAAGUCUAAUGGGUUUGAUACAAUAUCCUGAUAUCUUUAAGUUGGCCAUUGCUGGUGCGCCAGUUACUUCGUGGAACUUUUAUGAUACCGGAUAUACCGAACGUUACAUGGAUUUGCCACAGAACAAUCCUCAUGGUUACAUGGCCGGAUCGGUUCUGACAUACGUAAACAAGUUUCCCGACGAGGAGAAUCGUUUAUUAAUUAUUCACGGUCUUAUAGACGAGAAUGUACAUUUCUAUCAUACUAGCCAGUUGAUUAACGCCCUUGUGAAGAUAGGUAAACCGUAUCAAUUACAAGUUUAUCCUAACGAGAGGCAUAGUCUGAGAAGUUUAGACGCCAGCAAACAUUAUGAGACGACUCUGUUAUCCUUCUUGCAGAAUCAUUUAUGAACUUAUGUUCUCUCUAUUUUUAUUUUUGUUUCUUUUCAUUGUUAGAUAGUUCGAUAAUAAUCGUUCCUCUGAGCAAAAGUUCGCGAGUUAAGUAACUGCCAUUAAUUUACAUACACAUAUAAAUGUACACAUUUAAAUGUAAAAUUUAAAAGGAAGAAACACUUUCAGAUGGUCAGAUAUUCGUACUAGUUUCUGUAUAAAUUGUAUCUCUAUAGAGCUUUUUUAAGAUAGUAUUACACAUUUUUUAUGCAAGACAUUUGCAACAACACACUGUGAAUAUAUUGUAUAAUUAAUUACAAGAACGAAAACGAAUCUUCUAUAGCAAGAAAUUUAUAAUAUAUAACUUACAAAAAAGAUGUAUGCUGGAUAUAAAUUUUCACCGAUGCUGUCAAGAUAUCACAAAAUGCGUAUUAAAUGCGUACGAAGUUUUCUUAAUCAGCUAUUGUCGAAGCUUAUGAUCGUGAUAAUAUUGAUUGUGAUUUUUUUUCUAAGAGAAUGGACAAUACUCAAUGUACUAACAAUAGUUAAUCAAGAAAACUACUUCAUACGUUUGUUUCUCGGUUAUUUUGCAAUAUAUGAUGAAUCGUUAGACGAUCGACAUCUCAACUGUGACUAUGUACAUAUAUGAUACGUGCAACACAGAUUCCUCUUUCUACGAAAUGAAAAUCUGUGUUUCAGUGAGAAAAGUAUUUGUGUUCUUCAAUGUUGUGAAAUAAUCGUAUAUCCGAUGGAUAAUUAUUUGUCAAUAAAUAAAUUGAUUAUUUUA
This is a messenger RNA of Pogonomyrmex barbatus (red harvester ant), 3319 nucleotides long. RefSeq names its product dipeptidyl peptidase 9. Lineage: Eukaryota; Metazoa; Arthropoda; Insecta; Hymenoptera; Formicidae. Gene Ontology annotation, molecular function: serine-type peptidase activity; dipeptidyl-peptidase activity. The record is from RefSeq and is a predicted model, not a curated record. Gene Ontology annotation, biological process: proteolysis.